AUGAGUUCAAGCCUUGAAGCUAAGAUCGUUGUGCUCGGAGCACAAGGGGUGGGAAAGACCGCGCUCGUGGAGAGAUACUGUAAAAACACCUUCAACCCCGCAGCGGCUUCAACCAUCGGCGCGUCGUUCGUGACGAAGCGCGUCCUCGAUUCCACUUCCGAUACAAUAGUCAGAUUACAGAUAUGGGACACAGCUGGACAGGAGAGGUUUCGCAGCAUGUCGAGACUUUAUUAUAGAGGAGCUCAAGCAGUGCUCCUGUGCUAUGAUAUCACCGACCAAAACAGCUUCCAAGAAAUGGCCGGCUGGCUGCGCGAACUCCGCAAAAAUAUCGCACCCAGCGACGACGGCACAGACUCCCUCAUCAUCCAUGUCGUAGGUACAAAAUCCGACAUUGUCGCCGACGACCCCUCCUGCCGCCGCGUUCCAUUCGAGCGCACAAUCGCCUAUGUCGCCGAACAACUCUACCCGACCCAAGCCUCCACCCCACCAGCAACCGCAACAGCAGGCAUGGGUGGGCUAGGCUUUGGAACAUCUGUCUUUGGAGGCAGUGGUGGCAGCGCAUCGAACGCUAGCGCCAGCGCCGCAGCACUCUCGUCAAAUGCCCUGCAGAGUCCAGACUCGAAGCGCAGUUCGGCCUUCUGGGGGCAGGAGAUUGGGUGGGAUUGCUGUCAUGAGAUCAGCGCACGGGAUGGCGAGGGAAUCGAUGAGGUUUUCCGCGUGAUAACGCGUAAGCUGGUUGAACAGCGCAAUCGGCGGGAUACUGAGUUGGCUCUGUCGAUUGCUGGUACGCCCAUGGCGAACGGGGUCGUUGGGCCCUUUAGUCCUGGGGCUGUGGAGGGCACGGGGAGUUUCCGGCUCGGUCAUGGUGAUACGAGGAGGAGUUGGCUGGGUUUGGCGGCACCUGCUGUUAAUGUCGCUGGUGCUGAGGAGGAGCUCGUUAUGCGUGCGUCGAGCAAUAAGGGGCGAUGUUGUUGA
Molecule: messenger RNA, 975 nt
Organism: Penicillium samsonianum
Lineage: Eukaryota; Fungi; Ascomycota; Eurotiomycetes; Eurotiales; Aspergillaceae
Product: Rab family GTPase
Exons: 3
Coding region: 1-975 (324 amino acids)
Biological process (GO): intracellular protein transport
Cellular component (GO): endomembrane system
Molecular function (GO): GTPase activity; GTP binding
Source: RefSeq, a predicted model, not a curated record